Molecule: messenger RNA, 1049 nt
Organism: Octodon degus (degu)
Lineage: Eukaryota; Metazoa; Chordata; Mammalia; Rodentia; Octodontidae
Gene: Ubl4b
Product: ubiquitin like 4B
Exons: 2
Coding region: 129-1049 (306 amino acids)
Molecular function (GO): protein binding
Source: RefSeq, a predicted model, not a curated record
CCGGGCUGGGCUCUUGGCCUCCCGGCACUACUGGCCUCCCAGUGCUGGGACUACCUUCUCCUACGGGGCCCUUUAGUCUUCAGGGCAGCCACUAGAGCAUGGAUCCCUCCUAAUUCUGCUCUGGCCCAAUGUUCCUCACAGUCAAGCUGCUCUUGGGACGGAAAUGUAGCCUGAAGGUGUCAGAGCAAGAAAGUGUGGCUACGCUGAAGAAGCUGGUAUCUGAGCAGCUGCAGGUGCCCGAGGAGCAGCAGCACCUGAUGUUCCGUGGCCAGCCACUGGAUGAUGACAAGUGCCUCUCGGACUAUUGCAUUGGGCCCAAUGCCUCCAUCAAUGUCAUCAUGCGGCCUUUGGGUACAGCAGCAGCAGACAAAGCCCUCCAGUCUCAGGACCAAACCCAGCCCCUGUGGCACCAGCUGGACAGGGUCCUAGCCAAACACUUUAGGCCCCAGGAUGCCAAGGCAGUGCUGCGGUUGCUGAGGCAGGAGCACGAGGAACGCCUGCAGAGGGUGGGCCCGGAGGCCCUGGAGCAGCUGGCACGCCACCUUCUGGCGGAGCAGCAGCAUAGGGAGCUGGCUGUAGAAAGAGAGGCCCAGAGCUCCUGCAAUAGGGAGGAGGAGGAGGGGGAGGAAGCCUCGCCGGCGGCCGAGAGCCUCGCACUGACGCGGCCCGCGCCUGAGUCAAGCCUGCGUCACGGCGCCCCGCCGCCAGGGUGGCCUUUUGGAAAGCGAGGGAACCGCGCGCGCCGCGCUCCGCCCAGCUCCGUUCCGCUCCGCAGAGCCGGCGCGGCCAGGCGCGGGAGGCGGCACUCAGCCCGGCCUGCGCGGCCCCACACGCCCGGUCCCGGCCCGACCCACAGCCCCGAGCGCGGCGCGCUGGAGCAGGCUCCCCUGGCGGCGAGGCAGGAAGCGGGAGCGAUCGGAGUCCGGGCGCCCCAUCUCGGCCGGGGCGGCCGCCGCCACAGUCGGGCUCGGUGGGAGCAACUGUGCGCCGCGACCCUCGGGGACCGCAGAGACUCGGCCGGCGGGGUGCAGGGGCCGAGUCCCGCGUGA